Molecule: messenger RNA, 226 nt
Organism: Sphaeroforma arctica JP610
Lineage: Eukaryota; Ichthyosporea; Ichthyophonida
Exons: 1
Source: RefSeq, a predicted model, not a curated record
AUGGUAUGCGUGCAACCUAACGAUGGCAAGAGCAUCGUUGCUAUCACAGGUGCCUCGGGUUUUAUAGGUAGUUGGGUCGUGAAGAAGAUGCUAGAUGCAGGCUACCAUGUACGUGCAGUGGUUAGAAAUACAGAGGAUGAUGCGAAAACAGCCCACCUCAAGAAGAUGGCUGAAGGGGGCAGUGAGGAUCGAUUAACUUUCUUUUCAGGUGGGUUAUAUGGUUUGG